Molecule: messenger RNA, 2539 nt
Organism: Cylas formicarius (sweet potato weevil)
Lineage: Eukaryota; Metazoa; Arthropoda; Insecta; Coleoptera; Brentidae
Product: tectonic-3-like
Exons: 5
Coding region: 1-1920 (639 amino acids)
Biological process (GO): cilium assembly
Cellular component (GO): ciliary transition zone
Source: RefSeq, a predicted model, not a curated record
AUGUACCUCGCGUGGGUGUUCCUGGGGGCGUGGUUCUUUGCGUCGGGGGCGGGCCUCGCGACUACAACCGUCCAAGUUACCACCGAUCCCGCGACAGUUUCCUGCGAUCGGGACGGUAACUGCACUACCGUUGCUUCGGAGGUGGCGCACCUCAACGUGACUGGCCUCAAAGGAGCUCCGUCAGGUCGCAGGAACGCGUCGGAAGAAACGAAAAGUACCGAACGAGACGGGGAUAGCGACGUCUGCACGUGCAAUUUGCAACGACGCUAUUGCGACGUGAACUGCUGUUGCGACCGCGACUGCGACGGCGUAGACAAGAGGGCGCUGUUCGGCUACUGUGACGUCGACGGUCGUCACUUCUACGACGACCGGUAUUGCGACUACGUGCGUCACGUCUACGUCAACAAUACGCCGUACGAGUGGUGGGUACAUCAGGCUGGGCUUUUUUGCGUGGUGAAGAGUAACGCCCCAAAAUCGUACGUCGUGCAAAGACAUGAGCCGAUCAGGACGGUGGACGAUUUCGAAGGUUACGGGUUGCGGAAUGUGUGGAACGUGACGGAGUGGCGCAGUCGCGGCGGAUUCCGUCCCGAUCGAAAAAUGACGUACGGCGAUCCGAUCUGGUUGUUAACAGUUGACGGGCGGAUCGAAAAGUUGGCGCUGCCCAAACGUUUUUUGACUUCGAGCUGUGCGUACGACGAGGACGUGGGGUACCUGAAGCCGGCCAAGAGCUCGUGCGAGCUUGCGCAGUCGAAACGUCCCAGCCUCUUGGCUUAUUUUGCGGACCGCAAGGUUAUAAUAAGGCCGCAUCUUUUCAACGCUACAGACAACAGCACCAACUCUUACGCGACCUGUCCGGGGAACGUGUGUCGCGCCAUCGACGUCGCCGUCUGCGCGGCCGACAAUUUUGACAGUUGCACGCGGAUGGCGACGCCGCCCGCGCCGUGUUCGCGCGGCGACCCGAAAAGUGACGUCGCGCGGACUUGCGGCAACGCAACCGUCGAAAGAAUUCGCUACGUCGUGCGUCACAACGGCUCCGACGGAAUCGAUUCCGUACGCGCGGACUUGAUUCCGCUCGACCACGUCCCACGCCGUUUCGUCCAACAUUUCUCCGUCGUCUUUUACUGGACUGGCCGGACGGCCAACUAUUCGACGGCGCGAAGCGGCAACCCGGGAUACGUGCCGGGCAGGGCCGUACUCGCGGCCGUCAGAGACGGCUCGUCGAUACGUCGAAACUCCACCGCGUUCGCGGACAAUUUUUUAACUCUGCCCGGCGUCGUAAGAGGGCGCUGCGCGGCGCACUCGUCUAUAGACUUCGGCUAUGACGGCGUCGUCAAGUGCGCGUUGCGGGUGAACGUCACUCGCGACGACGCCGCCGCGUGCCGACGCGUUCAGGUGGCCAUUUUGAACGCGUGGAGCGCUUCGAACGGGACGUCGCGCGUCGUCGGUCUAUUCGGUAACGCGGACGCGUCGCGGCCCACCGACUGGACCGACGUCCUGGACGUCGAGAACGCGUCGGUCGCGUUGAAUCGAACCGGAAGGGACGCCGCGACGUCCGGCGACGCGACGCUGACGUGCCGACGCCUCGCGACCUCCCUAUUUGUCGACGUGGUCUACGCGAGAGUGGAUUUCGAACGUCUAAAGGAACAGAACAAAAUUUUGGGCGUGACGCGCCGGUUCCUUUUCGAAAAUUUGACGUUUGGCGUCGGCGUCGAGACGGACGUCGAGCUGCGCGGCGCCGCGUCGUUCCACGACGUCACCGCGCCGAAGAGGCGGCGCUUUGUCGAGCCUCCGCGUCUAGACAUUCGUCUGCCGUACGAUUUCUUUUAUCCGUUCGUGAGAAUCGGCAACGUCGCAGAGGCGCGCGUCGCCUCCGCCCACUCCGUUUUGGUCUGUUACGUUCUCGCCCUGCUGAUCAAUUAAAUAAAUACGUUUGGGUGUUUGGGUGCUGUUUUUCUUGCGAAAAAGCGAAGAAACGAAGAAUUGUACUGCCACGAGAGAUUUUUAAGGUUUCUCUGAAAAGCAAGAACCCGUAUGAAUUGAAUAACGUUCAAUACUUUUUAAUAGAAUUUCGGGGGACUCGUGUUUGAUUAUUUUGGAAAAUAUUUAUGGUAUCAAUGUACAAGCGACAAAAUGAAUAGACGGUGCGCGCCUAUUAAAAAAAAAAAACUGAUUGUAUUAGUGGGUGAACACAACAAAUUGUUGAAAAAAAAAUUUCCAUUUAAGUGACAGAAUGUCUUUUGAGGUUGCAAUGGAGAAUCAUGUAAUGAAUAAAGGUGAACUUUUUUUUAAAUGGAAGUAUGAUAUACAUAUGUAAUACAAUACACAAUAUUUUUUCACAAACACCCUGUAUAAACGAUAAUAGGUUAAAUGACCAUUCCACUUUAUAAAAUUGUUGGCAUAAUAAAAUUACGGCUGUCCGAAACGGCGUUAAAAAUAUAAGGUAUCAAACAACGCAUUUUUGUCGAAAAAUGGCCGUAAAUCCGAAGACACUCAGUAUAGACCAUAACCCUACAUUGGGUAUUAUAUUUAGAAACAUUUU